AUGGUGGUCCUCAAGCUGGGGCCAGUCGAGUAUCGUCAGUUGGGAUCGUCCGGCCUACGAGUAUCUGUACCAAUCCGCGAAGGAGCCAAGUUACGUGUGAAGAUGGAUAUCGAUACUGCUUCUGCCCAAAAGCGGUCUGCGAAGCCAGAGUUACUAAGCAGGGCCCGAGUAUCCUUCAUGAUGGAUCAUGUUCUGCUUACGAUCCAUUCCGGAGACCCGAAGCUCAUAGCGCCCAGCUAUAAGUUUUUCCCGCCACAACGACAGAGAGGCUGUUCCUUCUCUGGGUGGCAUACCCCUCGGAUCAUCAAUCACCGCCCAGGAGCAAUCCUCGACGGGAGAUCGAAUUCACUGCCGGAUGUUUUUGACAAAGAUUAUCAUCAAGUGCUGAAUAAUUGCCGGCGGGCAAGAGGGGAACUAUUACUCGAUAGCAAAAGGAACCUAACGAAGAUGGAGCGGGCACUCUUUACCGAUCUAUACGUACUUACUUCAGCUCUUUCUCCAGUUCACAAGGCGAAUCCCCGGGUGCCGAAUCAACCUUCUCGACAACAUCCCAGCUAA
This is a messenger RNA of Guyanagaster necrorhizus, 558 nucleotides long. RefSeq lists its product as uncharacterized. NCBI's taxonomy places the organism in Eukaryota, Fungi, Basidiomycota, Agaricomycetes, Agaricales, Physalacriaceae. The transcript is spliced from 3 exons. The coding region runs from base 1 to 558 and encodes 185 amino acids. The record is from RefSeq and is a predicted model, not a curated record.